Molecule: messenger RNA, 561 nt
Organism: Daucus carota subsp. sativus
Lineage: Eukaryota; Viridiplantae; Streptophyta; Magnoliopsida; Apiales; Apiaceae
Exons: 1
Coding region: 1-561 (186 amino acids)
Source: RefSeq, a predicted model, not a curated record
AUGGCGAUUCAGCGUCUCCUCCUCCUCUCGACCCUUCUCCUCCUUGCUUUGUUCACCAUCUCUGCAAAUGCAAGACCUUGCAAAACAAUCCUUUUCAUAUCCUCCUCCUCUUCAUCCUCUUUCUCCUCAAAUCAAAACCCUAAUCUCCUCUUCUCCAAUCCCCGUUUCAUCACUUUCUCGUACACCACUUCGCUCCGUCAGCCCAUCACCUUCUCCGCCGAGGGCGCCUCCCUCAACCGCCCCUUUCUGAUCUCCACUCCCCAAAAGUCAACUCACAACCCGGUCAAUUUUGACUCCUCUGUCGGCAAUUCCAUUCGCGAUCGCACGCUCGAUAUCUUGAGUAUUGUUAGUGCUCUGCUUUUUGGCGUUGGUUGUGGCGCUCUCACUGCCGCCUUUAUGUAUUUGGUUUGGUAUAUUUGCUCGCCCAGGACUUUCGAUUUCGGUGCUAAUGAAUCGGAUGAGGAGGAUGACGAUGAUGAUGAGGUCACGGCUGCCAAGAGGAAAUUGGGCUAUGUUGCGGUUGCGGUGGAUGCUCCUGCUCCUGUUAAACAAGUUGAGUAG